AUGAUAUUCCUAUCUCGGACUCGGAACAACUUGAUCUUACAAGAUCUCCUUAUGCAAGCUCACCUCAAAGACAAACAAGAUUCUGAAAACAACAUUGGAGCUUACAUUGCUACUUUAAACUUAUUAAAAGAUUCAAUUGCCGAAUUUGGUCACUCUGACGUUGAGUUUGCUUCCUUGUUCAAGACUGAGAAACUCCUUGCUCCAGUCAACUCUGAGUUAGAAGAGAUUGAUUUGUUAAAUGAUGGUCAUAUUUCGGAACCAGAGCACGGAUACAUCUAUAAAAAGAAGAAUUUAGAAAAGAAGGAGUUCUUCAGGCCUGGACAAAAUCACUUAGUUCACACCAAUGUGCUUCAAAAAAUCAUCGCCAAAACUACUAAGUCUGAUGCUUCUGAACAAAUCAAGCAAGAACUAAUCAAGCAGCUCAGUUGGUGGAUUGAAGUUAGAAACUGA
Messenger RNA from Lactuca virosa, 450 nucleotides. Lineage: Eukaryota; Viridiplantae; Streptophyta; Magnoliopsida; Asterales; Asteraceae. The record is from the annotation of a GenBank genome assembly.